UCCAGCCCUCUCCUCCGCAUUAGCAGCAGCAGCAGCAACAGCAGGAUCGCAAGAUGGUAGCAGCGCACACUUCUUCACAUUCCUCGGAAUCUGCCGAGUGGAUGAUUUGUCUGGAUAAGAGACCAGCAGAGCGCUCGGGGGCAGAUGUUGACAUAAUCCUGGCACGGCUGAAAAAUGUGAAGGCCUUUGAGAGAUUCCACCCCAGUUUGCUGCAGCAGAUAUGCCUGUGCGGAUUUUACGAGUGCUUGGAGAAAGGCAUCACCAUAUUUCGACAAGGAGAUAUUGGCACGUGCUGGUAUGCUGUUCUCUCAGGUUCGCUGGAUGUAAAGGUGUCUGAGACAUCAAGUUAUCAGGAUGCUGUUACUAUAUGCACACUGGGGACGGGAACGGCCUUUGGGGAGUCAAUCCUGGAUAACACUCCCCGACAUGCUACCAUCAUUACACGGGAAUUCAGUGAGCUCCUACGCAUCGAGCAGAGGGAGUUUAGGUCUCUGUGGGAGAAAUAUCAUCACUGUAUGGCUGGACUACUCGCCCCACCCUAUGGUGUCAUGGAAAGCGGUUGUAACGCAGACAGACUGCCUGACAAAGAGAACAUAAGCAACAACUCGUUUGUUGUCUCCAAACCUCUGAAUAAGCAACUGAAUGCAUCAGUCAAGACUCUGCUAACGGAACGGCGGUGUUGUGUGGGGACAGAACUGGUUGACUGGCAAUUGCAGCAGAGCUCAUGCGUCCACUCUCGCGUUCAGGCUGUAGGCAUGUGGCAGGUGCUGCUGGAAGAAGGUGUUCUCAACCACGUGGACCAGGAGCUGAGCUUCCAGGACAAGUACCUUUUUUACCGCUUUCUGGAGGAUGAACAGGAGGAUGCCAGUUUCCCCACUGAAGACCAAAGAAGGGAGAGCCAAGAGGAGCUACAGGAUACCUUGCUGCUUCUCUCGCAGAUCGGGCCUGAUGCCCAUCUGAGGAUGAUCCUGAGGAAACCUCCAUCUGAAAGGACAGCAGAUGAUUUGGAGAUCAUUUAUGAGGAGUUGCUUCAUAUUAAGGCCUUGUCACACCUCUCCACCACUGUGAAGAGAGAGCUGGCCGGAGUGCUGAUUUUUGAGUCCCAUGCAAAGGCAGGAACAGUAUUGUUCAAUCAGGGUGAGGAGGGCACAUCCUGGUACAUCAUUUUAAAGGGCUCAGUCAAUGUUGUCAUCUAUGGAAAAGGUGUUGUUUGCACUCUUCAUGAAGGAGACGACUUUGGGAAGCUGGCGCUUGUCAACGACGCCCCCCGCGCCGCCUCCAUUGUCCUGCGAGAGGACAACUGUCAUUUCCUGAGAGUCGACAAGGAGGACUUUAACAGGAUUUUGAGGGAUGUGGAAGCCAACACUGUGCGACUGAAGGAGCACGGUCAGGACGUUCUGGUGUUAGAGAAGAGCCUCAGCAGCAGUCGAACAUCUGUCCAGGGAUCCUCUUCCUCUCAUUACAAAUACAACGUAAUGUCUGGGACGCCGGAGAAGAUUUUGGAGCACCUCCUUGAAAUGAUGCGAUUGGAUUCUCAAUUCACAGAGUCAGACUCAGCCUUAGAUGACUUUGUGCUCAUGCACUGUGUCUUCAUACCCAACACUCAGCUGUGUCCGGUGUUGAUGUCCCACUACCAUGCCCAGGCCUCGCAGGGAUCUGAACAGGAGAAGCUGGACUACACGCUUAAUAACAAGCGCAGGGUGAUCCGGCUGGUGAUGCACUGGGCUGCCGUAAAUGGGGAUCACCUGCAGGAAGAGGAUGUCUCAGGGUUGUUUCUGGAGGAGUUUUUCAUGGCAGUAUCUAAUGAUGCCAAAGCCUUUCCUGCCCUCAGGGAUCAACUAACAGAACUGGAAAGAAUUGUAAAACGCAAUGCUGAAGAUGCCAGAUCCUCACAGAAAAAGCACAAAGUCCUGCUGCGGCAUUUCAGUGUGGGAGAGGAGAAGCUUCAGAAACGUCAGCCCAUCAGGAGUAACGAUGAAAUCCUGUUCAAAGUCUACUGCUGUGACCACACCUACACCACAAUCCGGGUCCCUGUAGCCGCUUCAGUCAGGGAGGUUAUCGGUGCUGUGGCUGACAAGCUGGGGUCAGCGGAGGACCUGCUCCUGGUCGGCCUCAGUUCGGCAGGAGAGAAAACCAUCUUUAAGCCCAGUGAUAUGUCGGUGUUCUCCACACUCAGCAUUAAUGGACGGCUGUUUGUGUGUCGGAGGGACCAGUUGGAUUCUUUGACCACUUUACCUGAGCAGGAGGGUCCCUCUACAGGAUCACUGGCCAGCUUUGAGUUAAUGAGCUCUAAGGACGUGGCUUACCACAUGACUUCCUAUGACUGGGAACUUUUCCACUGUGUACAUGAGCUUGAACUCAUCUAUCACACAUUUGGGAGACAAUAUGUGAAGAAAACCACCGUGAACCUGGACCUGUUCCUGAGGAGGUUCAAUGAAAUUCAGUUUUGGGUGAUCACUGAGAUGUGUUUGUGUCCUCAGCUGAGCAAGCGAGUACAGCUUCUUAAGAAGUUUAUCAAGAUCGCUGCCCACUGCAAGGAGUACAGAAAUCUGAAUGCCUUCUUUGCUAUCAUUAUGGGCCUAAGUAACCCGGCUGUUUGCAGACUGAGUCAGACAUGGGAGAAACUUCCCAGUAAAUUCAAGAAGUUUUAUGUGGAAUUUGAAAACUUGAUGGAUCCGUCCAGGAACCACAGGGCGUACCGGCUAACAGUAGCCAAACUGGAACCUCCCAUCAUUCCUUUCAUGCCCCUGUUGAUCAAAGACAUGACAUUUACUCAUGAGGGCAACAAAACAUUUAUCGACAGUUUGGUCAAUUUUGAGAAAAUGCGGAUGAUAGCUAACACAGUGAAAAUAGUGAGAUACUGUAGAAGCCAGAGAUUCAGUCCAGAGUCACCACUGCCAAGCAAGAACCACCCUGACGUUUGGACUUAUAUUCGUCAGCUUAACGUGAUCGAUAACCAAAGGAUGCUUACUCAGCUCUCUCAUGGACUUGAGCCCCGCAGGUCUUGAAAUCCACUCAGGGACAGAAACAUUACACGAAGACGCUACUCCAUGACGUGAUGUGCGCUCGCUUGGGAUGAGUUUACUUAGUACAGGAUUGAGGACCUGAUGUUGUAUCAGAUAAUGAGAUGUUGUUUCAGAAGCCUGCCUUGUUAAGCUUUUUCUUACAGUAAUUAGUGAUAUUUUAGCAGUAGUUGUUGGCGGGUGACGUACCUCCUCGUAUCAUUGUCGUACAGAUAUAACAACAAACAGCAUGAAGAAAUGAAUGAUGUUUGGAGGGAUCUCAUUCAUCAAACUGUGUAAGAUUUUAGAUGUAAACGCUAUAUGAUGCUGACGCUUACAGGUCUCAGUAUUCCUGAUAUUCAGCUGUUUCGUAUAUUUUGUAUCAGACAAUAUUUAUAUAUAUUUAAGUUUUUAAGACUCUUGUGUUGUAAAUUGUAUACAGAUAUUUAUUUUGACAAGCAUGCAGAGGAUGAUGAUUGUUUUACGUUUUUAUUCAUGUGAGCACAUUUCUCUUUAAAGCCUGAGAUAUCAUAAGUGUCUGAAAACCUUUUUGUGCGCUCUAAAUAAUAA
Pundamilia nyererei is the source of this 3572-nucleotide messenger RNA. RefSeq names its product Rap guanine nucleotide exchange factor 4a (gene rapgef4a). Gene Ontology annotation, cellular component: plasma membrane. The record is from RefSeq and is a predicted model, not a curated record. Gene Ontology annotation, molecular function: guanyl-nucleotide exchange factor activity. Bases 54 to 3008 code for a protein of 984 amino acids. Lineage: Eukaryota; Metazoa; Chordata; Actinopteri; Cichliformes; Cichlidae. Gene Ontology annotation, biological process: Ras protein signal transduction. The transcript is spliced from 30 exons.